AUGCCUCGACUUAUUAUCCUACUCAUCGUGCUUCAAACCGCGCUUGUUGCUCUCGCAGACGAUCCUGAUCAGCGCAAACAAGUAGCAACCCGAAAUUUCUGCCUCGAAUUGCAAGAAUGCAUCGCUGUCUGCGAUUCUCCCGAGUCGCAUGCAUUGGAUUUUACGCUCACCGUCAGAACGCCUGGCCAUCGUGGCACCUUCAAUCUGGUUCCAGGCGCCGCUUCCUUCAAAGGAAUGAGCUGCGGUGGUUCACUGUCGUGCUAUGCUCAGCCCGUGCCACCGUAUCCUACGCUGAAAUGGGAGCUGUUUGCCAUGUACAAACAGCAUCUCGAUGGUCUCUCCGGCACGGACAUCUCAGUCUUUGCCAUGAGCGAAUGCUGCGUCAUCGAAGAGGUUCAAUGGUUUGAGACUCAGCUCUACGCGGGCGAUGAGCUUGUUCGCAAAGGCAGCUGGAUCCAGGCAGUCUGCCAUCCUUACACUGGAUCCGACGCAAGCUUGGGCAGAUGCAGUGCAAUCUUUCCUGACAGAGAACUAAUCGUGCUCAAAUGUUCAGAUAUCGGCGGGUCAUGCGGCUUCAGGCUCGGCAGGCGUCACGGACGAAGCACUGCAGCGACCGGAUGUACAAGGCGCACGUCUGAUGAUGCGCUGUGCUCAAAGGUUCGACGUCGCGACAUUGACAUCGAGCCUCGUGCUUUGUACUCGCUGCCCUUUUUCGCACAUAGCCAGCAAAUACUUCCCUCCGCACUUCCGCUCCACAUACGACACCAGAUGCGACCGCGAAGCCUUGCCGCCCUCGGGCUCACCCUAUGUACAGUAGUGCAAAGCGUGAUUGGUGAUCCCGUCAAGACGCGCUUGUACUGCCCGCAAUUGGCAGCUUGCGAGCUCGUCUGCCAAGUGCCGUCAGUCGAGGAAAAAGCCAAGAUCAGCUUCACCCUCGAAACCUCUGCCAUUCCCUCGAAAAUCUCGAUGACGCUCAGCGAGACCAGACACAUCGAUAUGAUGCACUGCGACGAAGAUGUAUAUUGCUCAGCGUAUCCUGAUCCCAAUGUUGCGCCAGAAGAGCGCCAGUGGAUCAUGGAACUCGGCAUACCCAAGCAAACGACGACGAGGGUUAUGGGUCCUUGGCAGCUCCAGGAAAUGGUCAAAGGUUGUUGCCAAGUGCAACAUGUUUACAAAAUGACAUCGAAGCUCAUGAGAGCGGCUCCUGCUGAGGUCACCGGCCACGAGUACAUCCUGAGAUGCCAUCCGCGCGGAACAGAUGCGGACGUGCCGAACCCGAAGCUAUGCUCAGAGACAUUUAGCGCAAUCAAUGAUCGCCAAAUCACUUGUCAGCAACGAGCUGGUAGCUGUUUAGUAGUCUGGGGCAAGACCAUGCCAGGUGUCAAAUGCCAAGAGUGA
Molecule: messenger RNA, 1398 nt
Organism: Mixia osmundae IAM 14324
Lineage: Eukaryota; Fungi; Basidiomycota; Mixiomycetes; Mixiales; Mixiaceae
Exons: 8
Coding region: 1-1398 (465 amino acids)
Source: RefSeq, a predicted model, not a curated record